Molecule: messenger RNA, 711 nt
Organism: Iphiclides podalirius (scarce swallowtail)
Lineage: Eukaryota; Metazoa; Arthropoda; Insecta; Lepidoptera; Papilionidae
Source: the annotation of a GenBank genome assembly
AUGGCGCGGAACAAACCAGCCGACGGUGGGGGUCACGUGAACCAGAAGAAUGCCGCCGGUCAAAAAGCAACCCCGCCAUGCCAGAAAGGUGCAUCGACCAAGGGUGGCCCAAAGACCCCCGUGAAGCCGUCAGCGCAAAAGGGGUCGGUGAAAACCGCGCCGCCAAAGCAAGCUGCCGCCGCGGGGGCCAAGACGCCCCAGGGGAAAAAGAAGAAGGGCCACAAGCACCAGCAGUACGAACUGAUUGUGACGAUCAACUUGUCCGAAUAUGGCCUAACGGAGGAGCAGGUUGCGGAAUUCAAAGAAGCCUUCAUGCUGUUCGACAAGGAUGAGGACGGCACUAUAACGAUGGCUGAACUGGGUGUCGUGAUGCGGUCGCUUGGUCAGAGACCUUCAGAGACUGAGCUACGUGACAUGGUGAAAGAAGUGGAUCAGGAUGGCAACGGCACUAUAGAAUUCAACGAGUUUCUGCAGAUGAUGUCCAAGAAGAUGCGCGGGUCGGACGGCGAGGACGAGCUUCGAGAAGCCUUCAGGGUGUUCGACAAGAACAAUGACGGCUUGAUCUCGUCCGUGGAACUGCGCCACGUGAUGACCAACUUGGGGGAGCGGCUGAGCGAGGAGGAGGUGGACGACAUGAUCCGAGAGGCGGACCUGGACGGUGACGGCAUGGUCAACUACGACGAGUUCGUGACAAUAUUGACGUCGAAAAAC